AAUGAUUUGAUAGAAGAAACAAAACAAACAACAGAGAUAGAGAGAGCAGAAAGUGAAACUGCUUUCGAUCAAAAAAUGGGAAACUUCUAAGUUGUAACGCCAACGCUGCUGUGAUUUGGAUCGAAGGCAGCUCCUUCACUCUGAUUCAUCUCUUCGUCAAGUCCCAAGGUUACUAAAUUGACCUUGAGAGGGUUUGAACUGAAUCCAAAAGGUUUUACUUUUUUCGAGUUUGAUGGGGACAGGGAACUCUAAGGAGAAAUGGAGACAGCGCUCUUCAUCAUCGUUUACGUCAGCUUCAUCACCAUGGGCUUCUCAUCAAUCCUAUCCUCAGUAUCCUCCUCCACCUCCUGAGUGUGCACAACCUCAUUCACCUUCAUAUACUACUCAGCCUUACUCUCAGCCGCCGGCUUCUCAAAGUUAUGGCAAUGAUAAGAAGAGGCUGGAGCGCAAGUAUUCAAAAAUCUCCGAUGAUUACUCCUCUUUGGAGCAGGUGACAGAGGCUCUUGCUCAUGCGGGUCUAGAAUCUUCAAACCUCAUUGUCGGUAUUGAUUUCACUAAAAGCAACGAGUGGACAGGAGCCAGGUCUUUCAAUAGGAAAAGCCUACACUUCAUAGGCAACACUCCCAACCCUUAUGAGCAAGCCAUUGCUAUCAUAGGAAGAACCUUAGCCGCUUUCGACGAGGACAACUUGAUUCCAUGCUAUGGCUUUGGUGAUGCUUCAACACAUGAUCAAGAUGUGUUUAGUUUCAAUCCAGAGGAUAGGUUCUGUAAUGGGUUUGAGGAAGUGCUUGGUCGAUAUAAAGAGAUUGUGCCUCAGCUUAAGCUUGCAGGUCCCACCUCGUUUGCUCCGAUCAUUGAUAUGGCCAUGACCAUUGUUGAGCAGAGUGGUGGCCAGUAUCACGUCCUAGUGAUAAUAGCAGAUGGUCAGGUUACAAGAAGCGUUGACACUGAAAAUGGACAGUUAAGUCCGCAAGAACUCAAGACUGUGGAUGCUAUCGUGCAAGCGAGUAAGCUUCCUCUAUCAAUCGUCUUGGUCGGCGUUGGGGAUGGACCAUGGGACAUGAUGAGGGAGUUUGACGAUAAUAUUCCCGCCAGAGCUUUUGAUAACUUCCAAUUCGUCAACUUCACAGAGAUCAUGGCAAAGAACAAAGCUCAGUCCUUGAAAGAAACAGAGUUUGCUCUUUCUGCUCUCAUGGAGAUUCCUCAACAGUACAAGGCCACCUUAGAGCUUAGCCUUCUAGGAAGAAGAAACGGGAAGAUCGCGGAACGGUUCCCACUUCCACCUCCAAUGCAUGGUGGAGCAUCGUCCUACAAUAAGCCAAAGGCUAAUCGUGUUCCAAGUUUUAAACCGAGUGUACCUUCUUAUCCUACUGAAAGCUAUACUGUAAGGUCUAGUCCUGCGCCACCCGCUACAACCUCAGCUUCUGAUAACCGGAUAUGUCCGAUUUGUUUGAGCAAUCCUAAAGACAUGGCAUUUGGUUGUGGACAUCAGACUUGCUGCGACUGUGGACCUGAUCUUCAAGCGUGUCCAAUUUGCCGUGCACCGAUCCAGACAAGAAUUAAACUCUACUGACGAGUAGAGAUCAGAUCGACAACCCUUCUCUCUUGUUCAUCUUCUUACAAUAUAUUUUGGGAAUUUAGUUUGAUACAACUUACUGAGGUUUCUCCGAGAAUGAUCGGAUCUUUCAUGUAAAAAGAAUAUAUGUGUUAGUGUGUUCGUUGAUUCACUCUGCUUUUAGUAAAAAUUGCUGUUAUCAAUCAA
This is a messenger RNA of Brassica oleracea var. oleracea, 1762 nucleotides long. RefSeq names its product E3 ubiquitin-protein ligase RGLG2-like. Gene Ontology annotation, molecular function: ubiquitin protein ligase activity. Lineage: Eukaryota; Viridiplantae; Streptophyta; Magnoliopsida; Brassicales; Brassicaceae. The transcript is spliced from 11 exons. Gene Ontology annotation, biological process: protein K63-linked ubiquitination. The record is from RefSeq and is a predicted model, not a curated record. Bases 233 to 1573 code for a protein of 446 amino acids.